AUGGCAAGCCUUGGGUCUGCGGUUACCGGUAGGAAGCGCACACGGCGCCACGAUAACGUGGCUGACCGCAUUGCUCGCGCCCUGGAGACUAUAGCCGCAAACGCGGGCAAGCCUAUCACCAUAAAUAUAACAUAUGAGCAAACCAAAAUUCUGAUGGAGGCUGGCCACGCGCUUGCGGCAAUGUCAAAUGUGACCGUUAACCAACAGCUUGCAACCUACGAGGAGUUCGCACGUUACCCCUACAUGGCAACGAUGUUCCUCACAAUGACUCCUUCCCUCCGCACCGCUUACGUGCGUGGUAACGUCCGUGGCGGUGGCCGUGCAUUACCCGCUCGGGGAGUUGCAUCACUUCCAGCGGGAGGUGCAUUAGCCGCAGGGGAGGAUGGGACAGCCACAGAGGGUGGUGCAUCCGCCGCUGGUGAACGUUCAGCCGCAAGGGAGAGUGAAUCACCCACAGGGGAGGGUGUAUCAGCUACAGGGGGAGGUGCAUUAGCCGCAGGGGAGGGUGAAACAUUUAGAGGGGAUGGUGAAUCAUUUACAGGGGAUGGUGAAUCAUUUACAGGGGAGGGUGAAUCAUCUACAGGGGAGGGUGAAUCAUCUACAGGGGAGGGUGAAUCAUCUACAGGGGAGGGUGAAUUAGCUGCAGUGAGAGGUGAAUCAGGUGGGGAAGGAGGGGCAUCAGCCGCAGGGGGCGUUGGGCAAACACUCUAG
Closterium sp. Naga37s-1 is the source of this 711-nucleotide messenger RNA. NCBI's taxonomy places the organism in Eukaryota, Viridiplantae, Streptophyta, Zygnematophyceae, Desmidiales, Closteriaceae. The record is from the annotation of a GenBank genome assembly.